Talaromyces rugulosus is the source of this 609-nucleotide messenger RNA. RefSeq lists its product as uncharacterized. Bases 1 to 609 code for a protein of 202 amino acids. The record is from RefSeq and is a predicted model, not a curated record. The transcript has a single exon. NCBI's taxonomy places the organism in Eukaryota, Fungi, Ascomycota, Eurotiomycetes, Eurotiales, Trichocomaceae.
AUGACGGCCUCACAUCUACCCGAAUUCGCCAUGUCGACCGGGAAAGUCCUAGACGCCCUGCAAGCGCUGCGAAAGAGCUCGACCGUGGACGAAGCCGCGAAAUUCUGGUCAAAGAUCCUGGAGAUGUUUUUCCCGGUCACCCAGGGCUUUGAGACGACGACAUUUUAUAGUACGUCUGACCGGGUUAUGCUCACACUCCGCCGCGUGGUGGAUACGGAUGGAGAUACUAUUUUCGAUGACGGCGAGAUCACAGCAAUUCUCGUUGUUGACUGCCGUACGCCGCCAGAAUCCGAGGCUCAAUCACAGGAAGCCUCGCCGGAGAAGAACGAGGCCCUGGAUGGUGGCAAUGAUGAUAGUGAUAGGGAUCGCAGGAAACCCACAGAAACCACAGAAACAGAACCCUACGAGGAGAGACUGGUCUCGGAAUUUGGGGUCAUCUCCAAGGGACUGCAGGCAGAUCUGGUCCGCGACAUCGAAGUCUCCUGCACAUCUGCGUCUCAACUGUCAAUUAUCCAGCUGCUGCAGGGCUCGGAGAUGGGCAGCGUGAAUCUUGCCAAAGCGUCGGGCCGGGACAAGACCGAACAAUGGCUGCGCGCCAUGGCGAAUUGA